UUCUGUUCUUUGUUUUAAAGAAAGCUCUGGUUUUGUUUCAUUUUCUGCUGGAGACUUAAAUGACACGAAGCAAAGCCUACUUAGUUUAGAUUUCCAGAAACUGGGUGGUGAAAAAUCAGCAUGAAGUUUGCAAGUUUGUUUUUUUUUCUGCUUAUCAUUUUUCAAACUGAUUUUGGACAAAAUGAUGAAGCUUCUAGGAAGCAAAGGAAGAUGUAUUAUAGAAGACUGAAGAAAAGUUCAUCUCUCCACAGAUCCAGGAGACAGCUUAGAAUUCAGCAAAUAAUGAUGGUGCAACCAGCAGAAAAACUUCCCAUGGUUAACUUGGAUUAUAGCACAGAGGAGAAGUUUGAAUCCUUUUCAAGUGUCGUUGGUGUAGAAUCAAGCUAUAAUAUACUACCAGGAAAGAAGGGACACUGUUUGGUAAAUGGGAUGACCAUGUACAACAGCGCUGCAUGGUCUCCUGAGCCCUGCACUACCUGCCUCUGUUCAAAUGGAAGAGUGCUUUGUGAUAAAACCAUGUGCCAUCCUCAGAGGUGUCCCAAAACAGUUACACCUGAAGGAGAAUGCUGCCCAGUCUGCUCUGAAACCGAACAAAGAGAAACUAUUAAUUUACUUCAUAAGCAACGGCCACCUCCUCCAGUGGAAAUGGAGCAAGCACUGAGAGAAGAGGAACUUCAAUUUGAGGAAUAUAAAGAAGAAAUUAAAGAAAAUGAAGAUAGAGAGCAAAAGAAAAAUAUUCCUGGAACUGGAGAUGGGAAGAGACUUCCUACUGAGAGGCAGAGCAGAGAAGGGGCAGAGCAGAGACCUGGAGAGGAGGGGAGGCAGACCCAUCAACACGGAAGCACAGCAAGCGGGGAGGAGGAGGAGGAGGAAAAGGAAGAGGAGGACUACAAGGACCAGUAUGAGACCAUCAGAGGAGACGUAUUCAGGAUGCCAUCUCCACUCCCAGUCCCUGCCCCUCCCAGAGGCAUGCCACCUCUGCCAAGUGGAUGUUCUUUGUCCUAUAGGACCAUCAGCUGCAGCAGCGCUGACCUCACAGAGAUACCACCGCUAACAGCACCAGAGAUAACAAGCUUGGAGCUUCCUGGCAAUUCCAUCACCUCCAUUCCAGAUGAAGCCUUUAAUGGAUUACCAAAUUUGGAAAGGCUUGAUUUGAGCAAAAAUAAUAUCACCUCCUCAGGCAUAGGUCCAAAAGCAUUCAAGCUUCUGAAGAAAUUAAUGCAUCUAAAUAUGGAUGGGAACAAUUUGGCAGAGAUUCCUUCAGAACUACCAUCUACAUUAGAAGAACUUAAAAUCAGUGAGAACAAUCUUCGGGCUAUUGAAGAAGAAAGUUUAUCAGAUUUAAAUCAAUUGGUCACCUUAGAACUGGAAGGAAACAAUCUCAGUGAAACCAACGUCAAUCCUUUAGCUUUCAAACCUUUGAAGAGCCUAUCCUACCUGCGGCUGGGAAGAAAUAAAUUUAGAAUUAUACCACAGGGUCUUCCUGCUUCAAUUGAGGAAUUAUACCUAGAAAAUAACCAAAUUGAAGAAAUAACUGAAAUAUGUUUCAAUCAUACCAGAAAUAUCAAUGUCAUUGUACUAUGUUAUAAUAAAAUCGAAGAAAAUAGGAUUGCCCCUUUAGCCUGGAUAAACCAAGAAAAUCUGGAAUCAAUUGACCUUUCCUACAACAAGCUCUACCAUGUCCCCUCCUAUCUCCCCAAGUCGCUGCUGCACCUUGUGCUCUUGGGGAACAGGAUUGAGCGCAUCCCUGGCUAUGUGUUUGGCCACAUGCAGCCAGGCCUGGAAUAUCUGUACCUCUCAUUCAACAAACUCUCUGAUGAUGGUGUGGACCGAGUCUCCUUCUAUGGGGCUUAUCAUUCUCUGAGAGAGCUGUUUCUGGAUCACAAUGACUUAAAAUCUAUACCACCAGGCAUUCAAGAAAUGAAAGCACUACAUUUCUUGAGGUUGAACAACAACAAGAUACGGGAUAUUCUUCCAGAACAAAUUUGCAGUGCUGAAGAUGAUGACGAUUCAACACUGGAAUAUCUUCAUCUUGAAAACAAUUAUAUUAAAACAAGAGAAAUAUCACCCUAUGCAUUUUCAUGCAUAAGAUCAUAUUCGAGUAUCAUUCUUAAACCACAGAAUAUCAAGUAAUACUACAUUUGCCUUUGUCAUUUAUAAGCUAUAUUUAUAUAUU
This is a messenger RNA of Pteronotus mesoamericanus, 2176 nucleotides long. RefSeq names its product extracellular matrix protein 2 (gene ECM2). The record is from RefSeq and is a predicted model, not a curated record. Lineage: Eukaryota; Metazoa; Chordata; Mammalia; Chiroptera; Mormoopidae. The transcript is spliced from 10 exons. Gene Ontology annotation, biological process: extracellular matrix organization; positive regulation of cell-substrate adhesion. Gene Ontology annotation, molecular function: heparin binding; protein binding; collagen V binding. The coding region runs from base 121 to 2133 and encodes 670 amino acids. Gene Ontology annotation, cellular component: extracellular matrix.